AUGGAGGCCAACACAACCCUGGAAGACAUGAUGGGACAGGGCUGGAAAGAUUUUGUGGACAGGCCAAAGGCAGUCUUCUGGAUGUCCAGCAACUGCCAGACUCCUUCCAGGAGGGAAGAGUAUGUAGACGAACUCUCCAAAUACAUUCAGGUGGACAAGUUUGGUAAAUGCGGGGAUGGAGAAUUUACCUGUGGAAAUCCCUAUGAAGCCUUCGAAGAGACAUGCUGGAACACCAUCUUUAAGAAGCAGUACCUCUUUGCUCUGGCAUUUGAGAACAGUCUGUGCAAUCACUACCUCUCUGAGAAGCCUUACAACCCUCUGAUAUAUGGUCUGGUUCCUAUUGUUUGGGGAGGAAUAGCAGUUAAUGACUAUUCAUUACAGGAAUACCAGUUGAUAACUGAAUACCAGUUAUUGACUGUAUUCGUAACAGGAAUGCCAGUUAAUAACUGUAGUUUCUGCAGUAAAUACCAGUUAGCAUCUGCAGUUUCUGCAGAAAAACUAGAUCAUUACUCUACUCGCUAG
Macrobrachium nipponense is the source of this 522-nucleotide messenger RNA. RefSeq names its product alpha-(1,3)-fucosyltransferase 11-like. Gene Ontology annotation, molecular function: alpha-(1->3)-fucosyltransferase activity. Bases 1 to 522 code for a protein of 173 amino acids. NCBI's taxonomy places the organism in Eukaryota, Metazoa, Arthropoda, Malacostraca, Decapoda, Palaemonidae. The transcript is spliced from 3 exons. Gene Ontology annotation, cellular component: membrane. The record is from RefSeq and is a predicted model, not a curated record.